Messenger RNA from Camelus dromedarius (Arabian camel), 975 nucleotides. Its product is annotated as olfactory receptor 51A7-like. Gene Ontology annotation, cellular component: plasma membrane. Gene Ontology annotation, molecular function: olfactory receptor activity; G protein-coupled receptor activity. Lineage: Eukaryota; Metazoa; Chordata; Mammalia; Artiodactyla; Camelidae. The record is from RefSeq and is a predicted model, not a curated record. Gene Ontology annotation, biological process: G protein-coupled receptor signaling pathway.
AUUGGGAUCCCAGGGAUGGAGUCUGCCACCAUUUGGGUCUCCAUCCCCAUUUGCCUUAUGUACCUUGUUGCCAUCCUGGGGAACUGCCCCAUCCUCAUUUUCAUAAAAAUGGAGCCUUCUCGGCAUGAACCCAUGAACUAUUUUCUCUCCAUGUUGGCUCUCUCUGACUUGGGACUGUCCCUCUCCUCUCUCCCUACCAUGCUUAGAAUAUUCUUAUUCAGUGCUCCGGGAAUUUCCUCUGAUGCCUGUAUUGCCCAAGAGUUUUUCAUUCAUGGAUUCCCAGCUAUGGAAUCAUCAGUACUUCUCAUCAUGUUUUUUGAUCACUUUAUUACCAUCUGCAAUCCUCUGAGAUACACCUCCAUCCUAACCAGUGCCAGAGUCAUGAAAAUAGGGCUUACUUUUUCUCUCAAAAAUAUUUUAUUGAUCCUUCCUUUUCCUUUAACUUUAAGACAUCCAAGAUACUGUAAGAAGAACCUCCACAAGGUUAAUGUCAUCUAUGGCUUAUUUGUAGCUCUCACAGGCAUCCUAGACUUCACAUUUAUUUUCAUGUCCUACAUGCUGAUACUUACAGCCAUGUUGAGCAUAGGAUCACAGAGGGAAAGACUCAAGGUCCUCAAUAUAUGUGUUUCCCACAUCUGUGCUGUGCUUAUCAUCUAUGUUCCCAUUAUCUCCUUAGCUGUCAUCUACCUGUUUUCCAAACACAGUUCCCAAGUCAUGAGGAUCCUCAUGGCUGAUGUUUUCCUGCUGGUACCGCCAUUGAUGAACCCCAUUGUAUACUGUGUGAAGAGCCAGCAGAUAAGAAUCAAACUCUUCCAGAAGAUUGAAAAAGAGGGAAUACUCCCAAACUCAUUCUAUGAAGCCACCAUCACCCUGAUACCAGAACCAGGCAAAGAUACUACCAAAAAAGAGAAUUACAGGCCAAUAUCACUGAUGAACAUAGAUGCCAAAAUUCUCACCAAAAAAUAUUAGCAAAUA